Acanthocheilonema viteae is the source of this 801-nucleotide messenger RNA. The record is from the annotation of a GenBank genome assembly. Lineage: Eukaryota; Metazoa; Nematoda; Chromadorea; Rhabditida; Onchocercidae.
AUGCAAUUAGUGACCGCUAAAUUGAAAAUCGAUAAUAAUGGAUAUUGUGAAACAAAUGGUGUAACAUUAUUGGCAAGAUCACAUAUUGUUACACCUGCAUUAGCUGCGCUUUUUGGCCGUACCUGUCGAUGUGCAUUUGAUUGGCGUUCACAUUUUUGCAAGCAAGCUGAACGAUACAAAUUAUUGCUUGCUAUUCCAGAAAUGCAACAACGAGAAAACGAUCAAUUACCAAUUGUUUGCAUUUGCAGGCAGCUCAUGUCAGAAAAUAAUUGUCAACAAUUUAUGACACAAUGCUAUUUUACGCCUGAAAAUCAGCAUGAACAUUGUACAUGCUGUUUCAAUCAACCAAAUGCAUUUUGCAAUCAAUUGCAAUGCCAUAAUGGUGAACCAAUAUUUGAUAUGCAUGCAAAUACGACAUGCAUUUGUCAUGCACCUACCUUUUAUCCUUACAAUAUUUGUACUCAUCAAAGUUCACUGUUUUAUGAUCAGGGAGAAGUUGUUAUAUCUGAUAAUCAUGAUAAUGGACAGCAGUCUGAUUAUAUCAAAUAUCCAUUACAUGAACCGUCGGUACAUCAUAAGGAAUCAGUUACAAUGAGACUAUACGGUAUACAAAUUACACCUACCUUGGCCAUUGUCAUUGUUUUAGGUUUAUUGGGUGUGAUAAUAUUGUUAGCAAUAAUACUACUUGUGAUACGGUCAUGCCGUAUACACCGUGAACAUCGUGAUCGUGCAGCAAAACGUGAACUGGCACAAUCGGUAUUACUCGAACAACGUGCUGAAGAAGAAAAAUAUUUGCCGUAA